AUGACCUCGAUCGAAAUUUCCACGAUCGAAAUUCCCGUGUCCCAUAAUUGUGUUCGUGUAAGGAUGAUAGACGCUGAAUGCAAUAUGACUUUGGGAUCAGAGCACUUUUUUCAGCCGACCGUUCCAGGCCACGAGAUUAUGUACAGCACUGAUGUGGCAUUCCUCAUUGAGAACCCACGACUGAACAAGAAGGCCAUGUUUGACCUAGGGACAAGGAAAGACUGGUGGAAGCAGCCACCCAUGAUCACAAAAAGGUUAGGCACCUUUUUGAGAUACAUCAAAGUGGAGCGGGACGUGACCGAGAUUCUAGAGGCUGGAGGCAUUGAAUUGCAGUCCAUCAACGAUGUCAUCUGGUCGCAUUACCACUUCGACCACACAGGCAGCACGUACCUCUUUCCCAAAACCACCAACCUGAUUUAUGGGCCGGGAACGACGGAAACAUUUCUUCCACCUUACCCUGAAAACCCGCAUUCCCCCAUUGGGGUGGAACAUCUGGAAGGGCGCAAAUGCAUCGAGGUCACGAUGGAGACUCGGAUUGGAUCGCUGCCCGCCCACGACUUCUACGGCGACGGCUCUCUCUAUCUCCUCGAUACACCCGGACACGCGGUAGGCCACAUCUGUGCCCUAGCACGGACGACGCCCGACACGUUCAUCUUCAUGGGCGGGGACAUUUGCCAUUUCGCAGGAGACUUCCGUCCCUCCGAAGACUAUCCUAUGCCUGACCCCAUACCCGAAGGAGCUCUGUACAAUAAUGCAUUCUUACCAAAGCCGUGUCCGUGCAGUUUGUUCACUGACCACCAUCCACGGGGUGUGAAGGGGGAACAGGCUAAAAAGACUCCCUGGUACGAGAUCUCCAGGCACAAGCAUUCUUCGUAUGCAGAUCCGAAGCUGGCGUCCAAGACCGUGCAAUCCAUGGCCAACUUCGAUGCGAGGAAGGACAUCCUGGUCUGCCUCGCACACGAAACCAUGCUUCCCGUCCAUUUGCCAAUCUUCCAGAAAGAUCCUGACGUCGACCUGAAUGCGUGGAAAGAAAAGGGCUGUAAGGACCGAGUCGACUGGGGCUGGCUGAACGAGCUCCCCAGAGAUGAAAAACCUGGCAGAAAAGAUCUUCCGCAAGGAUUUUACAGGGACGGGAAGAUCUGGGUAACGGCGAGGGAGGAGCUGGGCGAAAUGGACUGA
Cladophialophora immunda is the source of this 1179-nucleotide messenger RNA. RefSeq lists its product as uncharacterized. The coding region runs from base 1 to 1179 and encodes 392 amino acids. The transcript has 2 exons. The record is from RefSeq and is a predicted model, not a curated record. NCBI's taxonomy places the organism in Eukaryota, Fungi, Ascomycota, Eurotiomycetes, Chaetothyriales, Herpotrichiellaceae.